Messenger RNA from Tupaia belangeri chinensis (Chinese tree shrew), 1469 nucleotides. It is a transcript of the gene GJB3, whose product is annotated as gap junction protein beta 3. Bases 29 to 826 code for a protein of 265 amino acids. The record is from RefSeq and is a predicted model, not a curated record. The transcript has a single exon. Gene Ontology annotation, molecular function: gap junction channel activity. Gene Ontology annotation, biological process: cell-cell signaling. Gene Ontology annotation, cellular component: connexin complex. NCBI's taxonomy places the organism in Eukaryota, Metazoa, Chordata, Mammalia, Scandentia, Tupaiidae.
ACAGCCCCCGGGGCCCCCGCCAGGCGCCAUGGACUGGAAGACACUCCAGGGCUUGCUGAGUGGCGUGAACAAGUACUCCACGGCCUUCGGGCGCAUCUGGCUGUCGGUGGUGUUCGUGUUCCGGGUGCUGGUGUACGUGGUGGCCGCGGAGCGCGUGUGGGGUGACGAGCAGAAGGACUUCGACUGCAACACCAAGCAGCCGGGCUGCACCAACGUGUGCUACGACAACUUCUUCCCCAUCUCCACCGUCCGCCUCUGGGCCCUGCAGCUCAUCUUCGUCACGUGCCCCUCGCUGCUGGUCAUCCUGCACGUGGCCUACCGCGAGGAGCGCGAGCGGCGGCACCGGCUGAAAUACGGGGACCAGUGCGCCAAGCUGUACGACAACGCGGGCAAGAAGCACGGCGGCCUGUGGUGGACCUACCUGCUCAGCCUGGUCUUCAAGCUCAUCGUCGAGUUCCUCUUCCUCUACAUCCUGCACACGCUGUGGCACGGCUUCGCCAUGCCGCGCCUGGUGCAGUGCGCCAGCGUGCAGCCCUGCCCCAACACCGUGGACUGCUACAUCGCGCGGCCCACCGAGAAGAUGAUCUUCACCUACUUCAUGGUGGGGGCCUCGGCCGUCUGCAUUGUGCUCACCAUCUGCGAGCUCUGCUACCUCAUCUUCCACAGGGUCCUGCGCGGCCUGCACAAGGACAAGCCCCAGCGGGACCGCCAUUCCCUGCCCUCCAGCAGCUGCUGCCACCACAAACUGGCGGAGGUGGAAGGGCUGGUUGCGGACCCAGGCAAUGACAAGCUGCAGGCUUCGGCGCCCAAGCUGUCCCCCAUCUGACCACAAGCCAGCAGGUGGGAGGGAGGGGGCUGCCAAUGGGAUGGGGGAGGCGUUGCAGGGUGGAGGGUCCUACCACUGCCAGGUGCCCACUUGGAGUCCGUGAAACUGUCCAGUUUGGAUCAGGUAUGCUUCCGCGGUGGGCACAUGCCCAUCCUGGUAGAGGGAACACCACAGACCCAGUGCCGGCCCUCGGAGGAGGCAGAGGCUUAAUCGAGCAAAUGAACUAUAUGCAGGCAAGAAGAUGCUUAGGGGGCUCAGAGGGGGGCUCUACCCACCCUGGGAGGAGCGAGCUGUAAGAGGCAGACGUGCUCCCAGCAGGGAGAACAGCAGGUGCAGAGGCCUGGGGGACCCGAAAGGGAGCUUGCCCUGGGCUGGACGCAGCAGACCACAGGAGUCUCACCCUCAGAGGAGAAGAGCCUUGCCCCAGAAGCAGGAGGGCUGGAGGCAUGAGAGUGACACUUCGGUGACACCAACCCCUCUAGGAGACAUCCGGGCGUCCUCUGGGUCACCACUUCUCUCUCCCCCGUCUCCCCAGUACACUUGCUCCCACAGACAUGCUCUGACUGGUGCCAGCCCUUCCUGCCAGGGAGUUGGGGUGAAGGUGCUGCCCGGAACACUCCCAGGGCAUUUGCUCUGAAAUAAU